AGGUAUGGUGUCGCGAUGCCACCCCUGUUUUGGAGCGGGCGCGGCGAAUGGCGGGUCCCAAGGCCCUGGCUUCCGCCGGCGCCGGAGGCUGGACUUGCCGCUGUCCUUGGUCGUGGGGUCGUAACUGGCACCCGGACCGCAGCAUUCAAGAUGAAUUUAAUUCAGAUGGUGCGUGACCACUGGGUACACAUACUUGUCCCUAUGGGAUUUGUCGUUGGAUGUUAUCUAGACAGAAAGAAUGAUGAAAAGCUAACUACCUUCCGGAACAGGAGUUUGUUGUAUAAAAGGGAACUGAGACCCAAUGAAGAAGUCACCUGGAAGUAAAGGCUGGAGCUGAAUUACAGAAUGUUCACAGUUUUUAAAUUUUGAGAAAAAUAAAAACAUUUAAUUUAAACAA
Molecule: messenger RNA, 397 nt
Organism: Pteronotus mesoamericanus
Lineage: Eukaryota; Metazoa; Chordata; Mammalia; Chiroptera; Mormoopidae
Gene: NDUFB1
Product: NADH:ubiquinone oxidoreductase subunit B1
Exons: 3
Coding region: 16-324 (102 amino acids)
Cellular component (GO): mitochondrion
Source: RefSeq, a predicted model, not a curated record